Messenger RNA from Misgurnus anguillicaudatus (oriental weatherfish), 4107 nucleotides. RefSeq lists its product as uncharacterized. Gene Ontology annotation, molecular function: protein binding; signaling receptor activity. NCBI's taxonomy places the organism in Eukaryota, Metazoa, Chordata, Actinopteri, Cypriniformes, Cobitidae. Gene Ontology annotation, biological process: signal transduction. Gene Ontology annotation, cellular component: plasma membrane. The record is from RefSeq and is a predicted model, not a curated record.
GAGCAGUCCAGAUUAUCAUCUUAGAGGAAACGUCUCAGAUCACGUUCAGACACGCUAACCGCACUUGGUUUUAUUUGUCUGCAGCUGGAGUAUAUGGACCUUUAAGGGAAAGAAGAAACUGUGAAAAAAUAAGGAAGUGAUACUUUUUAUUGCUCUUGUGACUCUUGUGCUCUUAAUCUUCAGACUAGGAAAACUUUCAACAAAAAGUAUGGGUGGAAAAAGUGUCCCGCUUCGCAAACAUCCUGCAUGUUUUCUAGUUUUGCUCUUCUGCAUUCACGUCAUCCCAUCUGAUGGAUUUUCAUUUAACAACUGCACAAUCCCAUACCCCUUUAAAUACUCUAGUACUCCUAAGGUGUUGUGCAAUAGGAUGGGCUACAGACACGUUCCUAUACCCCUCCCCAACAACACCAUCCUUCUGGAUCUCUCUUUCAAUUCCAUCACCAGCAUCCUUCAAGGCGAUUUCAUCUCCCUGUCAAAUCUGAUCAACCUAAAUCUAUCUGACAACAGGAUAUCUGAAAUACAAGGCAACGCGUUCAGUAGCUUGAGAAAUUUGGAGGAGCUUAACCUCUCAUAUAACAAAUUAAAAACUGUAACAGUAGAUAUGCUUACUGGUCUCAUCAAUCUCUCUCGAUUAAGUCUCGACUCAAAUUCUAUUGAGACGAUAGAGAAUCGGUCUUUUGUAUCUCUUUUCAAUUUGAGAUUUGUAAAUUUAACUAAAAACAGGUUAGGUCACAUUUCCAGACUCGACACUGUGUUUCGAGCACCUUUGUUGGAGGAACUAUAUUUGGAACUCAACAACUUUACGGUUUUCAACUCGAGUGAUGUCCCAUCAACACUCCAUGCUUUGAAAAAGUUAGAUUUAUCUCAGAAUCCAUUGAGGAUGAUUAAGAUAACGGAAAACAUCUUUCCUAGCCUUGAGACCAUGAACUUGUCGAACUGUUUCUACCAAGGAUCUUUGGAGUGGGUCGUUUCAGACAAAGCAUUUCUUAACACCGUCAAGACUCUUAAUUUAAGCAAAAAUUAUAUUUCGCAGGAACAACUGGGUGGUAUAAUGCAGAGUUUCUCCUCUGUUACCUGGAUUGGAUUAGAUCAUCUGAAGGGCUCGAAAGUACGGCAAACUUUGCAGGAGGCUUGUUCUCCGCAACUGAGAGGUCUUCACUUUGAAGAAAACAGUUUGUCGGUACUAACUAAUGACAUAUUUAAACCAUGUGCUUUCCUGAAUUUGUUACAUAUAAGAAACAAUAAAAUAUCAACAAUGUACAGAUCAUCUUUUGAAGGUUUACAAAACCUGACAGUGUUACACCUUCAAAAAAACAGACUGACGCAACUAAACCAAACUCUUCAACACCUUCCCAAGUUACAGAUACUCGAUCUUCAUCUAAACUACUUUGACAACACUCAACCAGUCAAAUGUUCUGAUUUUGCAAAUCUAACACAAUUACGGGUACUGUACCUGUAUCAGAACAGAAUUGAGAGGAUCAAGGCAUGUCUAUUUAAGGAUUUAAAAAAUCUAGAUGAGCUUGCUUUGAACAAUAACUGGUUGACAACAGUCGAUAAGGUCUUUACGUUUGGCCCCCGAAAUCUAAGGUACCUGGAUUUGAAGAAAAACAAGUUAAGUUCUAUUGAAAACAACGCAUUCAAAGCAUUACGCUCCCUUCUGGUCUUAAACCUCGCAGAUAAUCAAAUAUUACACAUUGAACCACUUGGUUUCGCAGGAAUGAUGAACUUAGUAGAGCUUCAACUUUCAUCAAACAGAAUCAUGAGAAAAACAUUCAUCUUCUCGAUCUUUUCUAAUUUAAGCAAGCUACAGACACUGGAUUUGAACAGCAAUUAUUUAUCAUACGAGAGUCCCGACGAGCUACCAAAUCCACCAUUUGUCCAUUUAAGUGAACUGAAAUCGUUGCUUAUUAACAGUCAGCGUGAAGGUUUACAGUACAUGCCUUCAAACUUUCUGAAAGGUCUGAAAAAUUUACAAGUCUUUUUUUCUGGUAAUCUCAAUUUAGAAUACUUGCAUUACGACACAUUUAGUCACACACCCAAUCUUAACAUUUUGGAUUUGUCUAGUAAUAAUUUUGCCGACAGAAACGCCCUAACAGCCAUGCUUUUUCAUCCAAUACCUGGACUGAGUAAACUUACACUAAGCCAAACUCUUCUUCAGACAGUGGACUUCUUAAUCGAAGCGAAUCUCAGCAAUCUUAUGACUCUACAGGCCAACGUGAACGACUUACAGCUGAUAAACCAAACCGUGAUCCAGUCCCUUCCUCAGUUGAAGAUCCUCAAUCUGCAGAACAAUAACUUCGCGUGUGAAUGUAGUAACGCUUGGUUCAUCGACUGGGCCAUCAGAAACAAUGACACUCAGGUGGUUUACCUGAACAGGUACAGAUGUCGUUACCCUCUUUCUUUGAGCGGUUCCACUCUGGACACUUUUGAUAUGGAAUCUUGCAACGUCAAUUACGAAUUCAUCUGCUUCAUCUGCAGCUCUUCUGUCACGAUUUUCACUCUGGUCGUUUCAUUCAUUUACCACUUCCUAAAAUGGCAGAUGGUCUAUGCGUAUUAUCUCUUCUUAGCUUUCAUCAAUGACAGAAAGAGAAGGCAAACCAAAAAUCAACCCCGCUUCCAAUUCGACGCCUUCAUUUCCUAUAACGUUCGAGAGGAGCCCUGGGUUCUGGAGGAGCUCGUACCAAACCUGGAGGGUCAACAUGGUCUGAAACUGUGUAUGCAUCACAGAGAUUUCCAGCCGGGCAAGCCCAUCAUUGACAACAUCGUAGACGGAAUAUACAACAGUCGCAAAACCGUUUGCCUGAUCACACAGAACUAUCUGAAAAGCGUUUGGUGCUCACACGAGAUUCAGUUGGCCAGCUACAGGCUUUUGGAUGAAAAGAAAGACGUUUUGAUUCUAGUUUUCCUCGAGGAUAUUCCCAUACACCAACUUUCCCCAUAUUACAGAAUGCGGAAGCUGGUUAAGAAACGAACUUAUCUGCAGUGGCCCAAACCGGGAACAGAUACGAGACCCUUUUGGCAGAAACUUAUAAUGGCCAUCGAGACUAAAGAGACCAUGGAGGAAGAAACUCAGAUCUUGUCUGGACAAGACAAAGUGGGCAGAGCACGUUACUCAAGGAUAACCACAAAUUGGCAAAGAGGCGGGACGUGGGUGGAUCUAAGGUGACUGGUUGCUGAAACCAUGCCCGCCUAGCUCGACGGUAGAGACAGCAGCGGCAAACCACCUGUCACUCAAGUGGCCACACCCUUAAAGGCGAGGUGCAUGAUUUAAAAAAAAAAAAAACUUUGGAAAAGGGAGUCGGGCUGAGUACCAAAACACACUUGUAGCCAAUCAGCAGUAAGGGUCGUGUCUACUAACCAACAUUGUUGCCUGGGUUGUGUAUGUGUGGGCGGGUCUAUCAAAAGAAGGUCCAGAUUCUAUUGGGGUAGGGGCGUGUUUGUUUAGGUGAUUUCAAAUGUCAACAUUGGCUUUCAGAGAUCAUGCACCCCGCCUUUAAUUACGCAGAACUUUAAGGCUUAAUAUAAUUUUUUUAAAGGGUUACAAAAAAUGUCACCCCCUCAAAGCUGUGCAAAAUUACCUAUAUUAACCAAAACCACUUUUUGUACCAAGCUGUAAACAUAUUUUUGCUGUUUCAAAAAUAUGCAAUUCUACUGUUGAUUGUUUUGGUAACGAUAUUUUAUGCUAUAUAUCAUUUACUUUCCUAGAGAAAUGCUUUUUUAUUAGCAAAUAUUUUUAAUCAUUUAGACAUGUAAUUAUCAUACUAAAAUAAACAGGUAAUACUUAUUCUUCUGAUGUAAUUAAAUCUAAUUCAGGCAAAAAAAAACUAUUUCAGACGUACAGUUUUUUUUAGGCACAAUGUGGUUGCUGUCAUUUUCCUCGUUCCGCUCUACCAUAUUUAUUUUAUGCUUUCUGCUUUGAGCCCUUAGGUUCAACUUUGCGCCCGUGCCAAUUGCAUAGCCAAUUGUAUAACAGCAUAAGACCUACUUGGCGUCUAUUUAUUAAAGCCCCUAAUUUGGACAAUCUAAGCAUGCAAACACACAAAUGAUAUAUAUGCAAAUGCAAAAUAAAGUUAUCGCAACUCUCUGCAAUAUGGAUAUCGCAUAUAC